Solanum stenotomum is the source of this 879-nucleotide messenger RNA. RefSeq lists its product as uncharacterized. NCBI's taxonomy places the organism in Eukaryota, Viridiplantae, Streptophyta, Magnoliopsida, Solanales, Solanaceae. The coding region runs from base 1 to 879 and encodes 292 amino acids. The record is from RefSeq and is a predicted model, not a curated record. The transcript has 2 exons.
AUGAUUCUGCUUCUGUUGUAUAUCGAUGAGAUAAUAAUCACCGAUAGCUCUUCUGAGCUCAUUGCAAAUAUAAUCACAAGGCUUGGAAAGGAGUUUACCAUGAAGGAUAUUAGACCAUUACAUUUCUUCUUACGAGUUGACGUAAGGUACUUCAAGGAUGGUAUUCAUUUGAAUCAAGGGAAGUAUGUUAUUGAGCUACUUAUGAAGACUGACAUGGCUCUUGCCAAAGCAAUCAGUACACCAUUGGAACAAAAACAUGGUUUACAACAGGUCACAGGCAAUUCGAUUGAUGUCUCUACAUAUAGUAGAAUUGUAGGAAGUCUCCAAUAUCUCACUAUAACCAGACCUGACAUAUCACAUACAGUCAACUUGGUUAGUCAAUUUAUGCAAACUCCAAACACUAAGCAUUUACAGGCUGUGAAAAGAAUUCUUAUAUAUGUGAAGGAUUGGGGAGGUUGUGCAACAACAAGAAGGUCAACGUCAAGAUACACAAUUUACUUAGGUGCAAACUGCAUAUCUUGGGCCUCCAAGAAGCAACACAGAGUGUCAAGGUCUAGUGCUGAGGCGGAAUAUAGGGGACUUGCCUCUACAGCAGCUAAAAUCAUCUGGAUCACCUACAUCCUAAGAGACAUUGUAUUCUACUUAAAGACAGCUCCAACAAUGUUCUUCGAUAACAUCAGUGCAUUAUACAUGAUUGUAAAUCCAGUCUUACAUGAUAGAACUAAACACGUAGAAAUGGAUUAUCACAUUGCUAGGGAAAAGGUAGCCCGAGGACAUCUUGUUACACGCUGUCAUGACCCAGGGAUACACCCUAGAUGUAACCUGGCGUACUUGACUCCGAAGGGGUCUCAUACCAGCCCUUACCAUAUCACAACAUAA